Dermacentor andersoni is the source of this 1559-nucleotide messenger RNA. Lineage: Eukaryota; Metazoa; Arthropoda; Arachnida; Ixodida; Ixodidae. The record is from RefSeq and is a predicted model, not a curated record.
UAUGCGCGCGCUAACAGGACCUUCGCCUUCCCGAGAACUAGCGUGGGCGGUACUGCUGCAUGCAUGCGCAGAAUCCACGCUCUGCUUGCGUCUUCGCUUACGCAGCGCCGAGUGCCGCACACCUUUGCGUCCCUUAUUCCUAAAACUGUAGCAGGCUAACUUCGCAAUGUCGUGCGAAGCGCCAUUACAUAGUCGAGGCCCUUUGUAACACGUAUGUCGCAUCUGGCGCCCCCGGGGACUGUCGCCGCAACGACUGCAUGCAAGGGGCGCACGCACCGCCACUAGUCGGACGCCAUCACCCCGGCGCCUCUGUCGUUCGUCGAGCGCCCCGAUUAGGGAGACCGUUAAGAGACGACGCGCUCUCCCGCUCCUCGCGCGCGUCCUCCCCUGCCUCGCGGCAACAUUGCUGCUUUAUACCACUCGUAAAGGUGCUCUCAUAUCAUCUGUGUAUACGGUGUAUGCCUCACGGAAGGAGAAGCGAGGUGCCCCGACAGCACUGCAAGUACCCUUCUUUGUGGAUCGUAUUUCGUGCACUCGAGAAGAAGAUGAUGCACAUCUUCGUCUGGAUGACCACAAGAACACUGCGGACUGGAGACACGUUUUAUCCUGUCCAAGAAGUGUCUCGUAAAUGCAGUACCAAGACGCAGCAUUCAGCACCAGUCGAGUGUAUAAAUAUAUGCAUGACGCCUGCUGUGGGGUAAUGGAGGGAAGUAAGUGCCUUUGCCAAACGAGCACUUUCCUUUGCUUUGCUUGACCCUACAAUUUUGAACCGCAUUUAUCGCAUCCCAUGUUGACAGAGACCAUAAGCAUGGGUUUAAACCAAACAAACAUUCUGCCUAUUAGCAUGAAAACAGCAUUAGGGAGCUUUUUUUUUUUUAAACUGGCUAGCUUUCUUGCACCCCUGUAUUUUUAGCCAAUAGAAAGAGACAUGUGUGAAGAAAUGAAAAGCAGGGAAAACAUCUGCGAUACAUAAUGGUUUGCCCCCCCCCCCCCCCUUCUUCUUAUUAUUCUUAUUCGUGCGCAAGGGUAAAUGAAAUUGAAAAGCGUUGGUUACUUCUUUCGCAAAUUUCAGAGGUUGAAGUCUGGUGAUGAAGGACUCACUAAGGUGUUGCCAAGUUGACGUUGCGACGAGCCUAGGCGUAUCACUUUGUAGGGGUCGUUUUUACGUAUUCCCAGUUGCCGAAUGCAGCUAACCAGAAGCAGGUCGUCUUUAUAUCCUCACACAUGAGGCCUUUGAACUUCGGCUGUGCCCUCAUGAUAAAGCACAAAGUCCUAAAUAAGUGAUUACUGUAUACAAGCAUUGUAGUUGCCAACAAACUCUAGGCGAUAAAAAUAGGCGAUAGCACAAAAUACUAAGGAAGUAUUCAGGUUCUCAUACUCUAUAGGAGUAAUUGAAUGUCGGUACGGGCGUGAAAUAUCUCUAUAGAACACGCAAGACAUGAUUCGAACAUGUUUGCCACGCAUAUGCUGCAAAAAGAAGGAAACAUUGGCGGUUAUAGGGAGCCACUUGUAAUGGCGUCAAAACUGCAGACCGUUGUAUGCGUCCAAAACUCCGUCAU